This is a messenger RNA of Schistocerca nitens (vagrant locust), 1067 nucleotides long. Its product is annotated as zinc finger protein OZF-like. The transcript is spliced from 2 exons. The record is from RefSeq and is a predicted model, not a curated record. Lineage: Eukaryota; Metazoa; Arthropoda; Insecta; Orthoptera; Acrididae. The coding region runs from base 281 to 736 and encodes 151 amino acids.
AUAAUGCAGUUAGAACAUUCAAAAUGAAUAUGACUUCUACAUUCUUUAUUUAUCCUUUGGUAUUCAGCAAAUAUCACAGUGAAGCUGUGUGCAUUUCCAUUGUUUAUAUUUAUCUGUGAGCACUGAACUGAUAUGGUAAAGAAACUCAUUUCGUAAUUUGUGCAUGAUGACUUAUGAUAUGAUAAUGUAAAAACAACCAGAAAAAGUUAACACAAUGUGUAAAGCCUUUUAAAAGCCUAACGCCCUAAAAAUAGUUAUAUUCAUCUGAGUGUCAUACUACAUGUACACUAGUAAUGCUGUUUCCUUUGCAGGUGUGAGUCCACAGCUGCUGGAUGGAGAUUCUGUACUGUUUAGGGGAAUUUCCCAGUGGUCCCCAGUUGUGAAAGCCAGGAGCUUUGCUUGUGCCCGCUGUCACAAUGCUUAUACUCGCCGAGACAACCUGAUGCGUCACAUCCGAUUUGAAUGCGGUGUAGAACCACAGUUUGAAUGUCCCAUAUGCUACAAAAAAAUGAAGCACAAAUUUUCAAUGAUUAAACACAUGAAAAACCAUAACAGGAUUAGAAAUUUACAGCAAGUAAAUUAUUUGUGUGAAUCCACAGUUGCUGGAAGGAGACUCUGUAUUGUUUCAAGGAAUUUCUCAAUGGUAUCCAGAUGUAAAAGCCAGAAGUUUUACUUGUGCUCGUUGUCACAAUGCCUACACCCGCCGACACAACCUGAUGCGUCACAUUCGAUUUGAAUGUGGUGUAGAACCACAAUUUGAGUGUCCUGUAUGCCACAUAAAAAUGAAACACAAAUUUUCUUUGAUUAAACACAUGAAAAAGCAUAACAGGAUUGACAAUUUACAGCAAGUAAAUUUUUUGUAAGAGAUGACUCAGUUUUUUUGUAAUAUAUUAUGCUAUUGUAUAUUUUACUGGCUAUUUACCAAUAAACUGUAAUUAAAAAUGAUACAGUUAUUUAAUUUAAAUAACAAAACCACCUCUGGUUCAGGUGGUGCCUACUUAUCUCAACUAACACAAAACUCAUGAGAGCUGUUAGCUGUAAUGAUGGUGUAUUGAGGAAAGUUUGCA